GAGAGACUGAAUGCUGCCCUCUAGUGUUCACUCAGUUCUUCAUCGAAGACCUGAGAAAAGCACCAGACGCAGGGAUAUAAUCUACAGAGCCUGGAUCCGUGGGGCUUUCCUGCUAUACGAUAUUAAGAUGAGCACAGAGGCUGUUGAACAGACAGAAUCUCAGCAUGAACAUGCUGACAUUGAACAAAACGGCAUUGACUUCACCAGACAAAUUAAGACUGAGAACCUGAAUGAUUCACCUCAUUCUGGAUCGUCACACAAGACAUGCCACCUAACUCAGGGAUCCCCGAUGCCUGGAGGCCAGCUUACUGGGGAGCUGUCCUCCCUGCACCCUCUGCCCCAGCUAGUCCUGAUGCCUGGAUCUCACCUGUCCUCUCCUUCAUCAUUUCUCCUCUCACAGGCCCAAUCAGGACACCAAGGUUUGCCACUGCUGCAGCCCAAUCUGCUUUCCUUGCCCUCCCAGUCCCAGACAGGACUCCUACCGCACCAGCCUGGCAUCGCACUCACUCCUCAGGCAAUGGGCAGGUCAGGUCUGGCCGGCUCCUCUAUGGACGGACACCUGGAUAUGUCUCACUUACAGGUGCCUAAACAUGUGGGAUCACCUCAAGAUGAACCCAGUGACCUGGAGGAACUCGAGCAGUUUGCUAAAGCCUUCAAACAGAGACGCAUCAAACUCGGCUUUACUCAGGGUGAUGUGGGUCUGGCCAUGGGAAAGCUGUAUGGAAAUGACUUCAGUCAGACUACCAUCUCACGCUUUGAGGCUCUCAAUCUUAGCUUCAAAAACAUGUGCAAACUCAAGCCCUUGCUGGAGAAGUGGCUGAGUGACGCAGAGAACUCACCAUCCGACUCCAUGACCAACCCCACCACCCUGCCUCCCCUUAUGGAGGGUUAUGGGAGGAAGAGGAAAAAGAGAACAAGCAUCGAAACUAACAUCAAACUCACACUAGAGAAACGCUUUCUAGAUAACCCAAAACCCAACUCUGAAGAGAUCACCCUCAUCUCAGAGCAGCUAUCCAUGGAGAAAGAAGUAGUGCGAGUUUGGUUCUGCAACCGACGGCAGAAAGAGAAGAGGAUAUACUGCCCUGUCUCCACUUCACCUAUGAAGUCUCACAACUACAACCCUCGUCUGCCUUCAACUUCCCGCUCAUUCAGUCCACUUGCCACUGGAGGUGUGUCAUCAAGCUCCUCCCCCAGCAGCCCCAGUCGAGGCUCCUCCCCCAGCAUUCUGUCCACUACAUCCAGUCCACUGACCGCACAGGGGGUCAAUCAGACGUUCAACACCCCAGGAUCCUGGUAUCGCUGGAACACCACAUCAUACCACCACUGAGCCCCUCUGAAGGCAACAGCUUCACUUCAUAACUUACCAAACGAGAGAGAAAUACUCAUUCUGUAAUGUUUACAACCAGCACUAAAUAAGGAGGCAGAACACGGGGAACCACUAUUCUGCUUCUCAUGGUCUUAUGUUCAGAGGGCUUGUGAGUAGAGCUUCACUGCUAAUUACCGAAGGGAAAAAGCACUAAUAUGCAACGGCGCAUUGUUUAGAUAUGCAAUCUUGCUACAAAGAACAUGACACAGACAUGUUUGGCAUUUUCAGCAGAGCUUUUAAUGUGCAUGAAACCUUAUUUCACUUUCUGUGUCAAAUCUCUGUGCCAAUUUUGUUGGAGAUGAAGGUUCGAAUCUGGCUUUUUGUGUACUGAUAACGCUGAUGUGAAAAACUGCACAUAACCAAAAACAAAACCACUGAUUUUUAAAUAUCUUGUUUACAUAUUGCUUUGUUAGAGACUUGUUUUAAAUCAUGUAAAAGGAUACGUUUAUGAUGAAGUUUCAUACGCUAGUGUUCUUGAGCGUUAUUGGCCCUGCUCAAGGUCGAGACUGGAAAAGCUGGCUCUGAUAUGUGUAGUAAUGUUUUUUAGUGGAUUGGUCAACAGUUUACAGUUCUCAAUAUAUUUUCAGCAUACCUAGUUUUGUGUUUCUGGAUAUUUCUGAGGAUUUCUGGAAGGGAAAAAGUUUUAUAUGCCUGGCGUGGAAUGUGUGCAGUUCACACUAAUUUUAUGCAACAUUGUCCAAAGCAUUUGAAGUUCCUUGAUUUUCACAUUUUAGCUUUUAUGUAUGAUUAAUAAUAUUAUCUAGAUAUUGUUUGUUUGGUUGUUCUUUGCUUUUUUUAAAUUUUUUAAAUUGAAUAUCACUUGUAUAUUUCUGUUUCACUGUUUGACUGUUAUU
Messenger RNA from Sinocyclocheilus anshuiensis, 2220 nucleotides. Its product is annotated as POU domain, class 2, transcription factor 3-like. Lineage: Eukaryota; Metazoa; Chordata; Actinopteri; Cypriniformes; Cyprinidae. Bases 11 to 1327 code for a protein of 438 amino acids. The transcript is spliced from 15 exons. Gene Ontology annotation, cellular component: nucleus. Gene Ontology annotation, biological process: regulation of transcription by RNA polymerase II. Gene Ontology annotation, molecular function: DNA-binding transcription factor activity, RNA polymerase II-specific; RNA polymerase II cis-regulatory region sequence-specific DNA binding. The record is from RefSeq and is a predicted model, not a curated record.